GGGAGGGGAAGAGGUGAGCUGGUGAAGGGAGCAGAGCUCAGAACUGCUCAGGCCCCUGCAGGCAGCAUCGUGCCUAGGGCCCUGCCUCCUUGUAGAUGGGCGCUCUGGGCAGCAGGUGCUUGGGAUUGUGAGUCCUGGGGCUUCUAGCAUCAGGAUCCCAGGGCAAUGUGCAGGUCACAGGCUCCCUCAGUGCAGAACUGGCAGGGUUUUCAGGCAUUGCAUAUGGAGUGACUGUACUCCACCCCUUCAGAAAGGUGAAUAUAGAGUCAUCGGGCACCAGAAAGUUCUUAGAGACCCAGCUGUGCACACAUAUCAAGACUCAAGAAGACUUUUCUUUUGGCCUAAACCUCUUGCUUCCAACCCCUGAAUGAAGACAGGUGUGGCUUUCCCCGGGAUGCUGACGUUUCUGUUUUCUAAGGCCUGGUUUCCCUAGGGCCUCUGAACCAGAGUUGGACUGUGUUUCUAGGUGCCACCCUUAGCCUGACCCCAGGACUGGGGUUGAGAGUCUGGGGGUCUUAUCAGAACUGAGUCCAUUACAGGACUUGUAAUGGACUUGUUUUGUCAUCAUUGCUUGAUUUGGUUCCUGUCCCAGGAUGGGAAACCUGACCUGUUACACAUUAAGAGCAAAGCAAAGGCUGGCUGUGUGCAGUGGCGCACACCUGUGACCUCCACAACCCAGGAGGCUGAGGCAGGAGGAUGGCGAGUUUGAGGCUAUUGUGGACAACUCGGCAAGACCCCGUCUCAGAAAACGUGAGAGGCUAGCGGUAUGACUCAGGGGUAGAGCCCCUCUGGGUUCAGUCCCCAGUCCUGGAAAAAAGAAAUACAAAAAGCAAAAGACUGGACAAGAAGGGAAGGCCCCGGGCCCCACAGUCUGCCGAGGCCGACUCUGACUCCCAAUUUUUCUUUUCUUUUCUACCACCUUCUGGCAAGGGGGUGAAGCCCUUUAGACCCAGGGCUUUGUGGAUUCUGGUGCCCGCUCAGGGGAAGCUCCUUUUCCCUAGGACUCCAGGGCAGUGCGGGGUACCGCUGGGGAGAGCGUCUUGCUGUAAACAUGGGUUCCUCUGUGUAUCACCCCAUCCUCAAACACUGUUCACGGAAGCCAGAGGCCAAGGCUAUCCUUAUCCCGAACUCCCCCGUGUCCCUUCUCUGUUCAUGGGGCUUAGAUUGUGAAAGGACUCCUGGGCAGACUGGCCACAGCCUGGCUGAGCUCCUGAUGUUCCCGGUCUCUGUACCCAACAGCCACCAGCCUGCCCCUGGCAUGGAGACCUUCUUUAGGAGACAUUUCCGGCGGAAGGCACCAGGCCCUGGAGCAGGGCAGCGGCGGCCCAGCGGUGUGGGGCUGCUCACGGGCAAGGCCCGGCGUCGCUCCCCUGCAGGGCAGGCUUCUUCCUUGCUGGCCCAGCGGAGGCGCUCCAGUGUCCAGCCCCAGGGCUGCCUCCUGGGCUGCGGGGUGGGCACCCAGGGUACCAGCCGCCGUCGCUCCAGCACUGCGCCCCCUGCUCACAACCCUCGUUUCAUUGUGGAUGCCGUGCCCACCCCUCAGCCUACCACUGUUGGGGCUCAGCUUCUGGGUGCACCUCUGCUCUUGCCUGGGCUUGUGGGCAUGAAAGAGGAGGAGGAGGAGGGAGUCCAGGAGGAGGCUGGGACAGCCAGGGCAACAAGUGCCACCCAGCCAGGCACCAGGACACCUCCCAACAUCUCAGGCACCCGACUGCUGCCAACCUUGCCCCGCUGCCUGCGUCGAGCCUCCUCCCACCUGCUCCCUGCUGAUGUGGUGUAUGAUCACGCUCUCUGGGGCCUGCAUGGCCACUAUCGUCUCCUCAGCCAACAGCGGCCCUCUGGCCAGCACCCUGGCCCUGGGGGCCGAAGAGCCUCGGGCACCACGGUGGGCUCCAUGAUCCCCGCUCAUGUGCGCCCACUGACCCGCAGGCGCCAGGUGGCCCUGCGGCGCAAGUCGGCAGGACCCCAGGCCUGGAGCACCCUGCUUGUGAAAGCCAUCACCAAGUCGGGCCUCCAGCAUCUGGCACCCCCUCCUCCGACUCCUGGGGCCCUGUGUGGUGAGGCCGAGAGGCAAAUCCGGAGCACUGUGGACUGGAGUGAGUCAGCAACAUAUGGGGAACACAUCUGGUUUGAGACCAACGUGUCGGGGGACUUCUGCUAUGUUGGGGAGCAGUACUGCGUAGCCAGGAUGCUGCAGAAAUCUGUGUCCAGGAGAAAAUGUGCAGCCUGCAAGAUUGUGGUGCACACCCCCUGCAUCGAGCAGCUGGAGAAGAUAAAUUUCCGCUGUAAGCCAUCCUUCCGGGAAUCUGGCUCCAGGAAUGUCCGUGAGCCAACCUUCGUGCGGCACCACUGGGUGCACAGGCGGCGCCAGGAUGGCAAGUGUCGGCAUUGUGGGAAGGGCUUCCAGCAGAAGUUCACCUUCCAUAGCAAGGAGAUCGUGGCCAUCAGCUGCUCCUGGUGCAAGCAAGCGUACCACAGCAAGGUCUCCUGCUUCAUGCUGCAGCAGAUCGAGGAGCCCUGCUCCCUGGGGGUCCAUGCAGCUGUGGUCAUCCCACCUACCUGGAUCCUCCGUGCCCGGAGGCCCCAGAACACCCUCAAGGCCAGCAAGAAGAAAAAGAGAGCAUCCUUUAAGAGGAAAUCCAGCAAGAAAGGGCCCGAGGAGGGCCGCUGGAGACCCUUCAUCAUCAGGCCUACCCCUUCCCCUCUCAUGAAGCCCCUGCUGGUGUUUGUGAACCCCAAGAGUGGGGGCAACCAGGGCGCUAAGAUCAUCCAGUCCUUCCUCUGGUAUCUCAAUCCUCGACAAGUCUUUGACCUGAGCCAGGGAGGGCCCAAGGAGGCUCUGGAAAUGUACCGCAAAGUGCACAACCUGCGGAUCCUGGCGUGCGGGGGUGAUGGCACGGUUGGCUGGAUUCUCUCCACCCUGGACCAGCUGCGCUUAAAACCUCCGCCCCCUGUUGCCAUCCUGCCUCUGGGUACUGGCAAUGACUUGGCCCGCACCCUCAACUGGGGCGGGGGUUACACAGAUGAGCCCGUGUCAAAGAUCCUCUCCCACGUAGAGGAGGGGAACGUGGUGCAGCUGGACCGCUGGGACCUUCGUGCGGAGCCCAACCCUGAGGCAGGGCCUGAGGAUCGAGAUGAAGGUGCCACAGACCGGCUGCCCCUGGAUGUCUUCAACAACUACUUCAGCCUGGGCUUUGAUGCCCACGUCACCCUGGAAUUUCAUGAGUCUCGAGAGGCUAAUCCGGAAAAAUUCAACAGUCGCUUUCGGAACAAGAUGUUCUAUGCCGGGACAGCCUUCUCUGACUUCCUGAUGGGCAGCUCCAAGGACUUGGCCAAGCACAUUCGAGUGGUGUGUGAUGGAAUGGACCUGACCCCCAAGAUUCAGGACCUGAAGCCCCAGUGCAUUGUUUUCCUGAACAUCCCCAGGUACUGUGCCGGCACCAUGCCCUGGGGCCACCCUGGGGAGCACCAUGACUUCGAGCCCCAGCGGCAUGACGAUGGCUACCUCGAGGUCAUCGGCUUCACCAUGACAUCGCUGGCAGCACUGCAGGUGGGUGGGCAUGGGGAGCGACUGACGCAGUGCCGAGAGGUGCUUCUCACCACGGCCAAGGCCAUCCCGGUGCAGGUGGAUGGCGAGCCCUGCAAGCUCGCAGCCUCACGCAUUCGCAUCGCCCUGCGCAACCAGGCCACCAUGGUGCAGAAAGCCAAGCGGCGGAGUGCUACCCCCCUGCACAGCGACCAGCAGCCAGUACCAGAGCAGCUGCGGAUCCAGGUGAGCAGGGUCAGCAUGCACGACUACGAGGCCCUGCACUAUGACAAGGAGCAGCUCAAGGAGGCCUCUGUGCCACUGGGCACCGUGGUGGUCCCCGGAGACAGUGACCUAGAGCUCUGCCGCGCUCACAUCGAGAGGCUCCAGCAGGAGCCCGAUGGUGCUGGAGCCAAGUCCCCAACGUGCCAGAAACUGUCCCCCAAGUGGUGUUUCCUGGAUGCCACCACUGCCAGCCGCUUCUACAGGAUCGAUCGGGCCCAGGAGCACCUCAACUAUGUGACUGAGAUCGCACAGGACGAGAUUUAUAUCCUGGACCCUGAGUUGCUGGGAGCAUCGGCCCGGCCUGACCUCCCAACCCCUACCUCCCCUCUCCCCAACUCCCCCUGCUCCCCCACGCCCCGGUGAGUCCCAGGGCCCUAUCUCCUCCAUUUCCCCAGCUUUGAACCCAUCUGCUGGCUGGCAGCUUCCAAAUUCCUGCCUUCAGCCCAGCUCCUCUGAGAGCAAGCAGCAGUGCGUACAUCCAGCUAGCUGCCUUCCCCAGCCCUCCACCUGGUGACAAAAUGGCAUCAACCUGAACUUGGCCAGAGCCCAACUUAAAGCCCUCAGCCCCACAGUUAUGGCCUCCCACAGGGAGCAGCCUCAUCUCUCCCUGCUGCUGGGCUCCCUCCUUGCCUUCUCAGCCCCACCCCAUACCUGGCCUUCAGCAGGUCCCAUCUGCUCCCCACCUCAGUGCCCUGACCUCCAGCUGUGCACUCCAUGGCCUCUGGUGGCCCAGUCUCUGCACUGGCUAUGCGUGCAGGUUACUGCAGGCACUCCUCAGCAGCCCCCCGUCGUGGACCCUCCUGGCACUUGUUUCCUGGAUGCCUUGACCCCAGCAGCCUCCCCUGUCCUCACCACACUCCAGCCACACUUGCUUCUUGCAGCAGGAGGCUGGCCCAUCUUUGGACUUACGUCUUCGCUGCCACACACUUGUUUUCUCCCAGAGCAGCUCCCCAAUUCCAGUCACAGCUUGGCUCAUGCCCCUCAGAGAGGCCUUUCCCAGGAAUGUCAUCUAAAGACAGCACUGACCCUAAGGUGCUGCUGUCCCCCUGGCCACUCAGUCACAUGACCCUGUCUGUGUAGAUAGCACUUCAGAUUUCCUUAUUUAUUGCUCGACUCAUGUGUGUCCUUGCACUAGAAUGUGAGCUCCAUGAGGGCAAGUCCUCCAUCUGUCUUGGCUCCCUGCUGUAUCCCCCGUGCCUAGCAUAGCGCAUGAUACGCGGCAGGCACUCAAUAAACUGUUGAA
Sciurus carolinensis (gray squirrel) is the source of this 5054-nucleotide messenger RNA. RefSeq names its product diacylglycerol kinase zeta (gene Dgkz). Gene Ontology annotation, cellular component: nucleus. The record is from RefSeq and is a predicted model, not a curated record. The transcript has 25 exons. Gene Ontology annotation, biological process: diacylglycerol metabolic process; lipid phosphorylation; regulation of synaptic transmission, glutamatergic. Gene Ontology annotation, molecular function: ATP-dependent diacylglycerol kinase activity; protein binding. NCBI's taxonomy places the organism in Eukaryota, Metazoa, Chordata, Mammalia, Rodentia, Sciuridae. Bases 1052 to 4174 code for a protein of 1040 amino acids.